Arabidopsis arenosa is the source of this 1375-nucleotide messenger RNA. The record is from the annotation of a GenBank genome assembly. NCBI's taxonomy places the organism in Eukaryota, Viridiplantae, Streptophyta, Magnoliopsida, Brassicales, Brassicaceae.
CUUAGCAUCAUUCAUCUUUCUUCCUUCCCCAAACACUUUCCCGCAUUUUCUCGCCCAGAUUUUCUCUGAUUCUUUUGUCUUUUUUCUCUGAUGGGGAGAGAUGAAACUGAGACGUACAUUACAGUGCCUAGUUUCUUCAAAUGUCCUAUAUCUCUAGACGUUAUGAGAUCUCCGGUUAGUCUCUGUACCGGCGUGACUUAUGAUCGAGCCAGUAUUCAGAGAUGGCUCGAUGGUGGUAACAACACUUGUCCCGCUACUAUGCAACUUCUCAAAACUAAGGAUUUUGUUCCUAACCUCACUCUUCAACGUCUUAUCAAUAUCUGGUCUGAUUCCAUCGGCCGUUACAACACCGCUGGUUCUCCGCCGCCGUCUGAUAGAGAAGUUCCGACGAUUGAAGAAGUGAAUGUGUUGUUGAAGAGAUUGAUGAGUCAAGAGAAAGACGAUGAGAUUUUGAAGAGGAUCGUUCGAUUCGUGAAGGAUUCGGAUUCGAACAGAGAGUUUCUCUCGAAGAAGAAGGAGUUUGUACCAAUGCUCGUUGAUAUUAUACGCACGAAGAAGAUCGAGUUAGUUCUAAUGGCGAUUAGGAUUUUGGAUACGGUUAAAGGAGAUCGUGAACGGUUAUCGAAUCUGAUGUUGGCGAAUGACGACGGAGAUUGUUUAACGGCGAUUCUCUUAGCGAUUCAACGCGGGAAUCUGGAAUCGAAGAUUGAAUCCGUUAGAGUUUUGGAUUGGAUCUCAUUCGACGCUAAAUCGAAGCUCUUAAUCGCAGAACGUGACGGGAUUUUAACAGAAAUGAUCAAAUCAAUCAGUAUCACUGAGUCAGAUCCGAGUUUGAUCGAAGCGAGUUUAUCGUUUCUAAUCACAAUCUCAAAAUCCAAACGAGUGAGAUCGAAACUAAUCGCCGCGAAAACAAUCACGAAGAUCAAAGACAUUCUUAUGACGGAGACAUUAACAAACGUCGCCGUGACGGAGAAGUCUCUGAAGCUGUUAGAGACAUUGUCGUCGAAACGAGAAGGGAGAUUGGAGAUUUGCGGAGAAGACAAUGGAAGAUGUGUGGAAGGAGUGGUGAAGAAGCUGUUGAAAGUAUCGACGACGGCGACGGAACACGCCGUGACGAUUCUGUGGUGUUUGUGUUAUGUUUUCAGAGAAGAUAAGACGGCGGAGGAGACGGUGGAGAGAAGUAACGGAGUGACGAAACUAUUAGUGGUGAUACAGAGCAACUGCUCGGCGAUGGUGAGACAAAUGGCGAAAGAUUUGAUUAAAGUGUUGAAGAUUAAUUCAUCUGCUUCUUCUGCUUUGUCUGCUUACGAGACCAAGACUACUCAUAUUAUGCCUUUUUGAUUAUUUUUAUCAUAAAUAAAAUGAUACAAGUAAU